AUGGGCGCCAACAAUGAUGAAAACCUUGAUGUUCAUGAUAUCUCUCAUGAGGUAGAUCACCAUUCAUCGACUGAGAAAAUAUGCUAUUCACGAUACAACUCGCCUUUUUGGCAGGUGGUUAUUGUAAGCUUCGUUGCUUUUGGUUGUCCUGGAAUGUAUAAUGCACUCUCCGGUAUUGGUGGUGGUGGUCAACUCGACACGACGACUUCGGCAAAGGGUCAUAUUGCUCUCUCAUCCGUCAGCGCAGCGGGAAAUCUGUUUGUUGGGCCAGUCCUCACCAACACCCUGGGUCCGAAAUGGACCAUCUUAAUCGGUGGUUUGCCUUAUGUGCUGUAUGCUGGGUCUCUGCUGGCGUAUACGCAUACCAACAACCAAGGGUUUGUUGUUGGUGCCAGCGCUCUGUUAGGUAUCGGGGCCUCGUUACUUUGGAUUUCGCAGGGUGCGAUCAUGACGGGCUACCCUUUACCUCAACACCAGGGUAGAAUGAUCGGUAUUUUUUGGAUUAUUUUCAACCUCGGUGCUUUCAUUGGAGACAUGAUUUCUUUUGGUCUCAACUUCAAUUCUACAUCCGGCACUGUGUCUGAUGGAACUUAUAUCGCUUUCAUGUGUAUCAUGGGUGCAGGUUGUCUCUGUGCCUUUGGUCUAUUGAAGCCAUACGAUGUGAUCCGUGAAGACAAGUCGCGUGCGGCAGUUGAGAGAAAGCCGAGGGUAUGGGCGGAGUUCGUUGCUACGCUAAAAGUCCUCAAGGAUUGGAGAGUCGUAUCACUUAUCCCAUUCUGGAUCACAGCAAACUAUGCCUAUAACUAUCAGCAAAAUACAUUCAAUGCGAAGCUGUUCACAAUUCGAACUCGCAGCUUCAACGGCGCAAUGUACUGGUUCGCCCAAAUGUUCUCCAGUUACAUCUUCGGUCUUUUCCUAGAUAACAAAUACAUGAACCGACGUCAGCGUGGUAUCUGGGGAUUUGUUAUCACAGCUAUCAUCUCCAUGAUUGUAUGGGCCGGCGGACUUGCCGCGCAACUGCGACGUGGACCAAAUAGCGAUUACUACCCACUCAACGAACUGGAUAUCGUUACAUCCGGCGGAAAGUAUGCAGGGCCAUUUCUACUUUACUUUUUCUACGGCACCUUCGACGCUAUUUGGCAAACCCUCGUAUACUGGACCAUCGGCUACCUAUCUCACGAGUCUCCAGAGCAAGCAGCACGGUAUGUGGGCGCAUUCAAGUGUAUGGAAGCCGUGGGAGGAGCUAUCGCGUCGAAGGUCAAUUCCGAUAAGACAAACUACAAUGUUGAGUUUGCGAUCGAUUGGUCCAUCGUUGUCUUUUCGCUUAUUUGGGUGAUACCGUUCGUCUGGAAGAUUGAGGAUGUCCCCGCACACGCUGGCCAAGAGACCGAAUACGUCAAAGAUGCGAAUGACCAGGGAGUCGAAGCUUGA
Messenger RNA from Penicillium malachiteum, 1431 nucleotides. RefSeq lists its product as uncharacterized. Gene Ontology annotation, biological process: transmembrane transport. The record is from RefSeq and is a predicted model, not a curated record. The coding region runs from base 1 to 1431 and encodes 476 amino acids. NCBI's taxonomy places the organism in Eukaryota, Fungi, Ascomycota, Eurotiomycetes, Eurotiales, Aspergillaceae. Gene Ontology annotation, molecular function: transmembrane transporter activity. The transcript is spliced from 4 exons.